Molecule: messenger RNA, 2538 nt
Organism: Cucumis melo (muskmelon)
Lineage: Eukaryota; Viridiplantae; Streptophyta; Magnoliopsida; Cucurbitales; Cucurbitaceae
Product: threonine--tRNA ligase, mitochondrial 1
Exons: 20
Coding region: 73-2247 (724 amino acids)
Biological process (GO): threonyl-tRNA aminoacylation
Cellular component (GO): cytoplasm; mitochondrion; chloroplast
Molecular function (GO): threonine-tRNA ligase activity; ATP binding
Source: RefSeq, a predicted model, not a curated record
AAAAUAUUGAUUAGGUUUAAACUGCAGAUGGUGUACGCAAAAAUACCACAGCCGCCGUAGACAAAGCUGCAUAUGCUGUGUGGGAAAAUCUGGAAGGCGAAGUUUCUCAUUUCCUUUCACUGCCGCCGUAAAACAGUUCCAUACUCCAAUCACUUCCUCUCUUCCACUUUCCUCCGCCUUCUGCACAACCAACUCCACAACACUCAAGCUGCAUUCAUGGCGGCCAAACACCCCAAAGACGAGACCUACCUCAGUACCACCAUUCCCAAACGCAUUCAACUUUUUCAGUCAAUCCAAGCACAGCUACUCGCUGAUCGUUCUUCUCUUCCCUCUCAUCCCAUCAAGAUCACCUUGCCUGAUGGGACGAUGAAGGAGGGUCAGAAAUGGAAAACCACACCGUUAGAUGUAGCAAAAGAAAUCUCCAAAAGUUUAGCUGCAAACGCUUUGAUUGCUCAAGUUGAUGGAGUUUUAUGGGACAUGAGCAGGCCGCUGGAGAACGAUUGUGAACUUAAACUGUUCACCUUUGACAGCGACGAAGGGCGCGAUACUUUCUGGCAUUCAAGCGCUCAUAUACUCGGUCAGUCGCUUGAGAUGGAGUAUGGUUGCAAGCUUUGCAUUGGACCCUGUACCACUAGAGGAGAGGGAUUCUAUUAUGAUGCUUUUUAUGAUGAUUUAGGCUUGAAUGAUGAUCACUUCAAGCAAAUUGAAACUGGUGCCAUGAAAGCUGUAUCGGAGAAACAACCUUUUGAGCGCGUUGAAGUUACAAGGCAACAGGCUCUUGAAAUGUUUUCAGACAACAAAUUCAAGGUUGAAAUCAUCAAUGACUUGCCAGAAGAUAAGACUAUCACCGUUUAUAGAUGUGGGCCCUUGGUUGACUUAUGUCGUGGUCCCCACAUACCAAAUACAUCAUUUGUCAAAGCAUUUGCUUGUCUUAAGGCAUCAUCAGCCUACUGGCGGGGAAAUAAAGAUCGUGAAAGCUUACAAAGAGUUUAUGGGAUAUCAUAUCCCGAUCAAAAGCGUUUAAAGGAAUACCUUCAUUUUCUUGAAGAGGCAAAGAAGUAUGAUCACAGGUUAUUGGGUACAAAACAGGAGCUUUUCUUUUGUCAUCCACUCAGCCCAGGAAGCUGGUUCUUCCUCCCUCAUGGGGCUCGAAUCUACAAUAAAUUGAUGGACUUCAUGCGAGCUCAAUAUAAGGAUCGCGGUUAUGAAGAGGUUUUGUCACCAAAUAUGUACAAUAUGCAACUAUGGGAAACUUCUGGGCAUGCUUCAAAUUACAAGGAGAAUAUGUUUGUAUUUGAGAUAGAGAAGCAGGAAUUUGGAUUGAAACCAAUGAAUUGUCCUGGUCACUGUUUGAUGUUCCAGCAUAGAGUUCGUUCAUAUAGGGAACUUCCUCUUCGAUUGGCUGAUUUUGGGGUUCUGCAUCGCAAUGAGGCUAGUGGGGCAUUGACUGGAUUGACUCGUGUGAGAAGGUUUCAACAGGAUGACGCUCACAUUUUUUGCAGGGAGUCCCAGAUAAAAGAUGAAGUAAGGGCCGUCUUAGAAUUCAUCAAAUAUGCUUAUAACAUUUUUGGGUUCACAUUUGAGCUGAAGCUAUCUACGAGGCCUGAGAAAUACCUUGGUGAUUUGGAAACGUGGGAGAAGGCUGAAGCUGCACUUACAGAAGCACUGAAUGAAUUUGGGAAACCCUGGCAGAUCGAUGAAGGUGAUGGUGCAUUUUAUGGACCAAAGAUAGAUAUUAGUGUAUCUGAUGCAUUGAAAAGGAAAUUUCAGUGUGCAACCCUCCAGCUGGACUUCCAACUUCCGACACGUUUUGAAUUGUAUUACUCUGCAGAGGACGAGGCUAAGAGGGAACGCCCAGUUAUGAUUCACAGAGCUAUCUUAGGUUCUGUCGAGCGGAUGUUUGCUAUUUUGUUGGAGCACUACAAGGGGAAGUGGCCUUUUUGGCUCAGUCCACGUCAAGCAAUUGUUUGCCCUGUAUCAGAGAAAUCCCAGUCCUAUGCAAUGAAGGUGCGUGAUCUAAUUCAUCAUGCAGGUUAUUUUGUUGAUGUGGAUGUGACAGACAGAAAGAUCCAGAAGAAAGUACGAGAAGCACAGUUGGCACAAUAUAACUACAUACUGGUUGUUGGUGAGGAGGAGGCCAACACUGGACAGGUGAGUGUUCGAGUGAGAGAUAAGGCUGAUCAUUCAGUGAUGAGUGUUGAGAGCUUGCUCAACCACUUCAAGGAAGAAGUUGCAGCUUUUCAUUAAUAAAAUUUAUUUCCGAGGCAAACAAAGGCCGUAACUACCAAAUUUAUUUAGGUUAAUCGAUUUUUCUUUUUAAACAAUACAGAGGGUGAUUUUUCAAGGGGAACUCGAUCCUUACAAAUUCUCAUGGGUAAGUUUGAGUUUGUAUUGCUUUUCAGUAGUUUUUCCCCUCAAAUCAUCAAUACUGUUAAGGGCAAAACCCUACAUUUUCAUGAAACAAUGUAAACAAACAGCUUCUGAACUUAUUAAUUUCAACGAAAUUCAAAUCCUAAUAAACAAAUGCAGUUACUGGAA